Molecule: messenger RNA, 1503 nt
Organism: Parnassius mnemosyne (clouded apollo)
Lineage: Eukaryota; Metazoa; Arthropoda; Insecta; Lepidoptera; Papilionidae
Source: the annotation of a GenBank genome assembly
AUGUUCUGGUCAUUGCUAAUUAUUAUAUCACUUUGCACCUUGAUAUGGUUUUGCUUGAAGUGGUUGAAGCUGAGAAUGUAUUGGGCGGAGCGUGGUGUGAAGCACUUGCCCGUCUACCCUUUCCUCGGGAGCUUAACUUUUUUAAUGAGGUACAAUCCGGCGAUAUGGAUGCGGAAUGUGUACGAACGCUUUGAUUCGCCGUAUGUCGGAAUGUGGGUGUUUUUUCGUCCGGCUGUGAUCAUCAACGACCCAGAAAUGGCGCGAAAUAUAUUAAUUAAGGAUGCCGCUGUUUUCAAAGAUAGAUUUCUGAGCUCCGGACCCUCCGAUCCGAUCGGACAUCUCAAUCUAUUCUCAGUGAAAGAUCCCCUUUGGUCAUUUUUGAGACGCCGUUUAACGGCUGUUUUCACCGCAGCGAAGUUGAGAGGGGUUUUCCGCAUAAUGCAACAAAAAUCUAAAGAGCUGGUUCAAAGAAUAGGAAUUGAAAUGAAGAAGAACCAACGUGUAAAUCUCAGGAUGAUGUUCACGGAUUUCACUACAGAUGUGAUUGCUGCUUCCGCAUUCGGAGUAGCAUGCGACGCUACACUCACAGGAGAGAGUCCCUUAAGAUCUGUCACUAAAGAAAUUAUGGAGUUCAGUGUGUUUAGGGGACUGAGCUGGGUCAGCAUUUUCUUCUAUCCUGAACUUGUCGAUAUUUUUGGAUUUACCUCUUUACCAAAAUCUGUAACGGAAUACUUUAAAAAAAUUUUUCGCAUGAUCGUUGCUGAAAGAGGAGGAUAUGACGUUGAGAUAAAAGAGAAUAGAGACUUGUUUGAUGCUUUGAUAAAGCUAAAACAAGACUGUCUAAAAGAGAAUAAAGAUAUUAGCGAGGAUACGUUAGUGGCUCAAGCAAUGGUUUUUCUGCAAGGAGGUUUUGACACCACUGGAUCUAUUUUCGCGUAUUGCGUAUAUGAAUUAGCAUUUCAUCCAGAAAUACAGAACAAACUCUACCAAGAACUUAUUGAAGCGGAAGAAAAAGUCGGUCACGCUGACUUCGAUAUGAACAGUCUUACUGAACUAAAAUAUUUGGAUUGUGUUAUUAACGAGACACUACGGAAAUAUCAACCAAUGGGAUGGUUAGACAGAAUGACCUCAAAAGAUUACAAACUUGACGAUCGUCUUACUAUAUCCGCGGGGACGCCUGUGUACAUAAAUGUUAUUGGAAUCCACUAUGAUCCAAAGUUUUACCCCGAACCAGAAAGGUUUAAUCCAGAUCGCUUUUUGUUAACAAACGAGAAAAAUACAUGUAUCACAACAUUUGUACCGUUUGGCGAAGGUCCGAGGAGUUGUAUCGGUCGUCGAUUCGCUAUGAUGAAUCUUCGGAACGCCUUAGCUACAAUCUUCCUUGCCUAUGAAGCUCGUGCCCUGCCAAAUACUCCGAAACCUUCAGAAGCGAAAAUUGAGACUAGAAAUUUGUUUCUUACACCCGGAGAACCAUUGCUAGUGGAGUUUGUGCCAAGAUUGUAA